This is a messenger RNA of Oncorhynchus gorbuscha (pink salmon), 2329 nucleotides long. RefSeq names its product fibroblast growth factor 12. Gene Ontology annotation, biological process: positive regulation of gene expression; positive regulation of protein phosphorylation; regulation of cell migration. The record is from RefSeq and is a predicted model, not a curated record. Gene Ontology annotation, molecular function: fibroblast growth factor receptor binding; growth factor activity. Gene Ontology annotation, cellular component: cytoplasm. The transcript has 6 exons. Bases 934 to 1707 code for a protein of 257 amino acids. Lineage: Eukaryota; Metazoa; Chordata; Actinopteri; Salmoniformes; Salmonidae.
GUCUCGUUCCUCUCCCUCCUGCCUCUCUCUCAAUUCUUUCUCUCUUUUUCCCCGGAUAAUUCUUCAUCCAAACCUCAACCACGUAUGAUAGCGUAGAGAGAGAACCGUGAGCCCAUUCACUCAUGCCUGUAGGCGAGAGGAGAGCACCCGCAUACCAUCCAUACGGAAGGAAAUAAUCCAUUACUCCAAUCGUGUUGUCUGCAAGGAAACCGGAUUUUUGGAAGAUUUUUAUAGUCUACAUACGAACAAUAAUAACGAAACGCAUAUGUUUUUCUCUCAUUGUAAAGCCAAAUCACUAUGUUGCUGCUGCAUUCUCAGAGAUCAUUAUCUUUCCCCGACGGUGCUCGGAGGGUCUGCUGGUAGAAGGGCUGGCACAGAUGGCACAGAUGCCGGUAGUCCCGGAGAGUGAGUGGGGCAGCCAAAUGGACCGCCGCCUACCCUUUGUCCCCUCUCGAUUCGGUUUUGACUUCGGCUUAAUACAUUGACAAGUUAUGAGACGUUGCAUUCACCCAGCUGUUGAUGAAAUAGUUUACAGUGAAGUUUAAGGUGUCUCGAAUGCAUUAUGGUGCUGGAUAUUUUGACACUCACGGACUUCCGUGCAAAUGAGGAUUAUACCGAAGGGGACAGUCGUGCUUGUCAGACCUGGAAUACCUGAGACUCAAUUUUGCGUAGGCACGCUCCGAUAACACACAAACUUAUUUACCACAGGUGCAUUUUUUUAUUGCCUAGAUUAUGCGUAAAUUGGUGGCAUUUAUACUUUCCCUGCAAUGAAUUUGUGUAUUUUCUAAAGCGUCAGAAUGACAUUUUGCUAAAUCCGCGUGGAUCGUUUUUUAAUUUUUUUAUUUCACGGUUGUUUUUGCCCCCAAACUAUCACACAACCACUCGAUCUCUGUCCAACGACUCUUGGUUCGGUUCGGCUCAGCCGCGAGGGAGAUGGCCGCUAUCGCCAGCUCCUUGAUCCGUCAGAAACGCCAGGCGAGGGAGUCAAACAGCGACCGAGUCUCCACUACAAAACGACGUCCUAGCCCCAGCAAAGAUCCUCGUUCCAUAUGCGAGCGCCAUUUCUUGGGGGUCUUCAGCAAAGUCCGUUUCUGCAGCGGAAAGAAAAGACCAGCCGCUCGGCGGCGACCAGAUGCAUCCUCCAAACCUCCACAGGUGUCCCGUAAGGGCGGCAGGCUAGAGCCGCAGCUGAAGGGGAUCGUGACACGACUGUUCAGCCAGCAGGGCUUCUACCUGCAGAUGCAGCCGGAUGGCUCUAUCGAUGGCAGCAAGGACGAGAACAGCGACUACACCCUGUUUAAUCUUAUUCCUGUGGGUCUGAGGGUGGUGGCCAUCCAAGGGGUGAAGGCCGGCCUCUACAUCGGCAUGAACGGAGAGGGUUUCCUCUACAGCUCAGAAAUGUUCACGCCGGAGUGCAAGUUUAAGGAGUCGGUGUUUGAGAAUUACUACGUGAUCUACUCGUCCACUGUGUACCGGCAGCAGGAGUCCGGUCGGGCCUGGUUCCUGGGCCUCACCAAGGAAGGCCAGGUCAUGAAGGGGAACAGGGUCAAGAAGACCAAGCCCUCAUCACACUUUGUCCCCAGGCCCAUUGAAGUGUGUAUGUACAGGGAGCCGUCGCUGCAUGAGAUCGAGGAGAAACAGCGCUCCAGGAAGAACUCAGGGACUCCCACCAUGAACGGAGGGAAAGCUGUCAACCAGAAUUCCUAGCAGCGGGGCCCCAAGGGUGGGGGGCCACUAGGGUGCCCGGUCCCCCCUCUCUUAAACAGAAGGGGGAGGGGCCACAAACUCCCCUCACCACCAUGCCCUCUGAAGGGAUGGACCGCCACGAGGGGGAGGAGCUACACCCAAGACCACAAAAAAACUCUUGCCUGUGAAAAUCUUUUAGACAAAUAUCAAGAUAAACCCAGAGGAAAACAAAAAAGCGACUACAAACAUUUUCAAUCAGGACUUGACCUACGUUUUAUGCAAAAAAGAAGAAAAAAAAGCUGUGACAAGACAAAGAAAUGGUGGUCUCUUCACAAUACAAAUAUCUAUCGUUUCCAAUUUAUGCUGUGAAAAAUUUGCUUUAAACACAUUUGAUUUCCCAUGCGUUGAUUUUAUGAAUGCUAUGACACGCUCACAAGUUUUAUUAUCCAUUAAUAAUAAUAUUAUGUAUGUGGUGACUAACUCAUCAUCCCAAUUUUAGUAUCAUUGUUAUUCUGUUUUUCGUUUGAGACUGUAGAAGUUUGAAAAAUAGUUUGUUUUCAUAUUGCGUGACAGUGAAUGCCCUUUUCACUGGUGUGAGGGUAAACAUGUAAUGUAUAUGAGAGCUCACCGUUGGGCUCAGAAG